AUGUGGACCCUAGGAUCAUCCCCAGGAUCUCUACGCUUGCUCUCUCUAUGUGAAGAAGCAGCAGUGAGACCUGACCUGGUGCUGUGCAACAUCUUUCUGGACAACUGCCAACGACAGCUCUUAUGGCAGCGAGCCAUGUGGCUGUUGGAGGAAAUGCCAUCGAAGCUGAAUAUCCAACCGGAUGAGGUGUCCUACAACAGCGCUAUCAACGCCUUAGAACUCAGCAAGAAGUCGUGGCCUUUGGCGGUGCAGUUGCUCCAAAAGAUGCGGACGGCGUCGUCUCUGAAGCCCAGUAUCAUCAGCUACAAUUGCACCAUGGCGGCGACGGAGAAGAGCAGCAUGUGGGAGAGGACCCUGAGUUUGUGGGAAAGUUUGCAUGAAGACGGCCUCGUGCCCAGCAAGGCGGGGCCCAUUGAUGUCACUGGCGAUGUGGUCUUGCUGGGCAUCCAAGCAUCAGGCUACAUCAUCCUGGAAUGCCCUGAGCUCAACCUCCAAGUGCUUGGUGUUCGUGGAGACCAGGAAGCAGUGCUUCCAUCUGCAGCUGCGCGACUUUCGUCGUCUAAACCGGUGCGCCUUUCGUUGUGCCAUUUGGCAUGGCAAGAAAUGACCGGUAAAAGGCCCCAGUGA
Messenger RNA from Cladocopium goreaui, 627 nucleotides. Lineage: Eukaryota; Dinophyceae; Suessiales; Symbiodiniaceae. The record is from the annotation of a GenBank genome assembly.